Pararge aegeria (speckled wood butterfly) is the source of this 1479-nucleotide messenger RNA. Its product is annotated as carboxypeptidase Q-like. The transcript has 4 exons. NCBI's taxonomy places the organism in Eukaryota, Metazoa, Arthropoda, Insecta, Lepidoptera, Nymphalidae. The record is from RefSeq and is a predicted model, not a curated record. Gene Ontology annotation, biological process: proteolysis; peptide catabolic process. Bases 1 to 1428 code for a protein of 475 amino acids. Gene Ontology annotation, molecular function: metallodipeptidase activity.
AUGCCUCUGCCGGGGAUCCAAUUUGUGUUCCCACUUAUAAGACCUCAGCGCUACGUGACUCACUACUACGCCAAACAAGCUCUGAACUACACCAUACAAAACGAGUGCGAUUUUAACUGGACUCAUACUCAAAACAUUCUUUUAUACCAACCUACUGUAAAUUACAUAAAGAAUAUUGUAAACUCACAACCAAUCGCUGAUGAUUUCUAUGAGAAGUAUUCGAAGUUUGUAGACAAAUUUGGAGCUCGUCCCUCUGGAAGUUCUACAUUAGAAAGAGCCAUUGAUCACAUGGUUGACCUGACGUUUCAAAGUGGUCUCAAUGAUGUGUGGACGGAGAGUGUCAAGGUCCCUCACUGGCAACGUGGAUAUGAGUCCUUAACAAUGAUACUGCCACGUACAAGAAAUAUGACGAUAUUAGGUCUUGGACCCAGUGUGCCAACACCUACCGCUGGGAUAGUAGCGGAGGUUGUCGUAGUCAACAGUUUCACUGAACUUGAGACGAUCGCUCAUACCGUACCAGGCAAAAUUGUAUUGUUCAAUGCUCAUUUUACUUCUUACCAAGAAACGGUGAAAUACCGACAAUAUUGUGCAAUAGCAGCAGCAAAGCAUGGAGCCAUCGCAGUAUUAGUAAGAAGUAUUACACCAUUCUCUUUAUAUACUCCGCAUACUGGCUCAUUAUAUUACGAGGAAGGUAUCAGAAAAAUACCUGCAGCUGCCGUUACUCUGGAAGAUGCAGAUUUUUUACAAAGGGUCUAUAACAGGCGUAAGAAAGUUGUAGUAAAGUUGAAAAUGUUUAACGAUUUAAGUUUGAAGGAAUCACGAAAUGUUAUAAUUGACGUAAAAGGGCAAGAAAAUCCAGACAACAUAGUCAUAGUUUCUGGGCAUAUUGAUAGCUGGGAUGUUGGCAAGGGAGCCAUAGAUGAUGGAGGUGGAAUGAUGAUAAGUUGGUUCGUACCGGUAAUCUUAAAUCAUCUUAGCUUGUGGCCCAAAAGAACCAUACGUUCCAUACUAUGGACUGCUGAAGAGCCUGGCUACAUAGGUGCCGCUUCAUAUUUGCAGCGACACUCAAAUGAAUUGGAUAAAAUUGAUUUUAUAAUGGAAUCCGAUGCAGGCACAUUUGAGCCACUAGGAUUAGAAGUAGUUGGAUCUCCAGACGUGAGAUGUUUGAUUGCAAAAGUUUUGAAACUAUUUGCACCGAUGGAUGCAAUUAAAAAUGUUAAUAUUACCGGGUCUGAUAUUGAACUCUUUUUGAACUUAGGGAUACCUGGCGCGUCGCUACUAAACCAAAAUGAUCAAUAUUUCUGGUUUCACCACACUCAAGCUGAUACAUUAACCGUUCAGAACAAGACUAAUGUUGUGAAAUGUGCUGCAUUUUGGGCCGCAGUUACUUAUGUAAUUGCAGAUUUACCAUUUGAUAUUCCACCGUAAAUACAAUUUAAAUUAAUAAACCUUCCUUCAUACACAGGUUCUCAUAUGAAA